Molecule: messenger RNA, 1258 nt
Organism: Salvelinus fontinalis (brook trout)
Lineage: Eukaryota; Metazoa; Chordata; Actinopteri; Salmoniformes; Salmonidae
Product: trace amine-associated receptor 13c-like
Exons: 2
Coding region: 1-1008 (335 amino acids)
Biological process (GO): G protein-coupled receptor signaling pathway
Cellular component (GO): membrane
Molecular function (GO): trace-amine receptor activity
Source: RefSeq, a predicted model, not a curated record
AUGUCAAUAUGUUUUGUUUUACUGUAUGAAGUGGAUGGACAUCAAGCAGUAGAAUACUGUUUUCCUCUCCACAACUCGUCUUGCGUUAAGGAGGUACGAUCCAUAGCAGAAAAUAUACUCGCGCACCUUUUUUUUUUCUCUGCGUCAGCAUUCACAGUGUUUGUGAAUCUGCUGGUGAUCAUCUCCAUCUCUCACUUCAAGCAGCUCCACACUCCAACCAACCUGCUCAUCCUCUCUCUGGCUGUGGCAGAUCUGCUGGUUGGGAUUGUUGUGAUUCCAGUGGAGGCCAUCAAAGUCAUCGAGUCAUGCUGGUAUCUUGGUGAAACAAUGUGUUCAGUUUUUCAUGGGAUUGUUUUUUCUGUCAUUUUUGCAUCUGUAUACAAUUUAGUUAUCAUAGCUGUUGACAGAUAUGUUGCUGUUUGUGAUCCUUUACUCUACAUUUCAAAAAUAACUAUUGGAAAAACAUUGACUUCUAUAUUCCUAACCUGGAUAUUUUCUUUUAUAUAUAAUCUUGUUAUUCUAUACUGUAAUGGUCAAUGGCAUCGUUCUCAGGCACACAAGAAUUGCCAUGGAGAAUGUGUGUUGAUUAUCAGUUUUACAUGGGGAAUUAUUGACCUUUUUGUCGCCUUUGUUGCACCUUGUUCUGUUAUUAUAUGCUUAUACAUGAACAUUUUCAAAGUGGCAAGAAUUCAAGUCAAAGUGAUGAAUAUCACAACUAGGAUCAAGAUGUCAGAGAGUAAGGCAACCAAAACACUGGGGGUUGUGUUAUCGGUUUUCCUCGUCGUUUGGAUCACAUAUUAUGUAGGUUCACUUACUGAGGACUACCUGGCACAUUCAAAUGUCAUCAUAGCAUUUCUCUCCUGGGUUGUGUACAUUCAUUCAUUCCUUAACCCUCUGAUCUAUGCAUUGUUUUACCCAUGGUUCAAAACAGCAGCAAGACACAUCUUAACCUUACAUAUCCUGGCACCCUCAUCCUCCUUAAUAAAUCUCCUUCCAGAAAAUUGUUAGAUUGCAUUAAAAAUAAAUGUAACAUUUGAUUGUACUGGAUGAGUGGCCUUGUAGGUACACACUAUAUAACAUGUUGUGGUAUAGAAAGUGAUGUAAUAUAUAUGUUUCUGCUUAUUGCUGUAUGUUUGUAUUGAUGACUUUUGGUUAUACUGUAAAGGAAAACCGCACUGCAGGUUUACUAAGAAUGUUGACAUUGUAUCUCAAGGACAGCUGUUGUUCUGUGUCAAUACAAAUGACAACAGGAACAACU